Messenger RNA from Phaethon lepturus (White-tailed tropicbird), 383 nucleotides. Its product is annotated as ganglioside-induced differentiation-associated protein 1-like. The annotation marks the transcript as partial. The record is from RefSeq and is a predicted model, not a curated record. NCBI's taxonomy places the organism in Eukaryota, Metazoa, Chordata, Aves, Phaethontiformes, Phaethontidae. The transcript has a single exon. Gene Ontology annotation, cellular component: mitochondrial outer membrane. Gene Ontology annotation, biological process: mitochondrial fission; mitochondrial fusion.
AAGACGAAAAUCAGCCUUGGCUCUGUGGUGAUUUCUUCAGUCUGGCAGAUGUAUCACUUGCUGUCACGUUACAUCGCCUGAAGUUUCUGGGAUUAGCAAGAAGAAACUGGGGAAAUGGAAAGCGGCCCAACUUGGAAGCCUAUUAUGAGCGUGUCCUGAAGAGAAAAACAUUUUAUAAAGUUUUAGGACACGUCAACAAUAUAUUAAUCUCGGCCGUGCUGCCAACGGCAUUCCGUGUGGCCAAGAAAAGGGCACCCAGGGUUCUUGGCACCACCCUGCUGGUCAGCAUGCUGGUGGGAAUGGGUUAUCUUGCUUUCAUGUGUCUUCGGAAGAGGUUUGCGAACAUGAUGUUAUCGAUUAGAACCAGGCAAAAUUAUUUUUAG